Messenger RNA from Megalobrama amblycephala (Wuchang bream), 1098 nucleotides. RefSeq lists its product as uncharacterized. NCBI's taxonomy places the organism in Eukaryota, Metazoa, Chordata, Actinopteri, Cypriniformes, Xenocyprididae. The record is from RefSeq and is a predicted model, not a curated record. The transcript has 5 exons. The coding region runs from base 72 to 707 and encodes 211 amino acids.
GUAGGUGGCGGAAGUGCACCAACUAAGAAGAAGUAGUAGUAGAAGAAGACCGAUACAACAACAACAACAACAUGGUGAUGAGGUGUAUUUUAGGUUGUUCCCCUCCUCAAACCCUUUUCCCUAUCCCCAAAAUCCCCUGGCUGCGUGCCCGCUGGCUCGAAUUUUUACACUUUGACGAAGGAGGGAUAACGGAAAACACGCGUUUGUGUGCCCGGCACUUUACGCAGGAAAGCUUUAAGAAUUUUCGACAGCAUGAAAUGGGGUUCGUCAAGCUUCUGCUCUUGUCAAACACGGCUAUCCCGUCUGUGUACACAGUCGGAGCGUCACCGAGUGUGAAGCCACCUACACGGGAUGUGGGAUGCCAGUGUUCCCCCAAAUCUUUAAAGAGCACUGCAGUGCAAGCGGCGCGCUCAAUCCCAAAGCCCAAACGACGGAGUAAAGCGGUCCAGGUGAAACCUCCGUCCCUCUCUAUUGGUAUGUCCUGCUCCAUGGAGCAUCUUGGCACCGUCCUCGAUGUAACGUCUUCUCCAACGAGCAAAAGGCCGCGCAUUAAAGAAGAGAUCGACGAGACCUGGUCGAGCAGCACAGAGGAAUCAGCAGUGUCCGAUUUCACCUACGAGUCUGAUGUCAGUCAACAGGACAGUGAAACAUCACUCUUUGCUGCUCACUACUAUGAUGGAAGCGCAGAUUGGGAAUAUGUCAGUUGAAGAUGGCCAGAGUUCAAAAGGGUGAAUCCUUUUCAUCAGGAAAAUGGCAUUGAUAUACAACUGUGGACACCCUGCUGAAAACUCAUUUUGACGGUGUUGUUCUCGGCACGGCCUGUACCAGCAUUACAUGAAUGAACUGAAGGUCUUCCUUCAACAGGCCCGACCUUCCAGAACCUGCAGCCGGACACUGGAGCCGCUUCUCAAAGCCUGACUUCACUGUUUCAGAUGAACAUUCAGUGUGAGAGGAAAAAAGUGUGUGUUCAUAGUGAGAAUGUACAGCAUGUGAAAAAAUGUUUCUUGAAAAUAGUAAAGUUCUGCUCAAAUAUUUAAUGGAAUGUCUUGGCAAGAACUGAAUGUGUUCUGCAAAAUAAAAAUGCAGUUGUACAAAUUA